Molecule: messenger RNA, 2415 nt
Organism: Frieseomelitta varia
Lineage: Eukaryota; Metazoa; Arthropoda; Insecta; Hymenoptera; Apidae
Gene: retm
Product: protein real-time
Exons: 16
Coding region: 309-2306 (665 amino acids)
Cellular component (GO): cytoplasm
Source: RefSeq, a predicted model, not a curated record
GUUACGACUGGUUACACCUUAAUGUCAAACUGCAUUUGCGCCGUUUAUCGAAGGCUAUUAAUAUUUGUGUGUGAUUUGUGUUUUUUUUUGUUUCUGUAUCAUAUGAUAUAUAAAUAUUAAGUAUGUCAAGUUUUUAUUUAUAAGUUGUGUAUAACUUUUAAUAUUUUCUGUCCAAAAUUAUUUUUGAGCAAAGUGUAGCGACGUAAAUAUUGAAUGAAAUAAAAGAACGUUAAGAAUCAACUUAUUGUAACCUAUAAAUUUGUUUCUUCCUUGUCUAAGUUAGCAGCCAAUUCGUAAGAAGACGUGAUAUGGUUCAACAAUAUCAAUCACCUGUUCGGGUGUAUAAGCAUCCUUUUCCACUCGUGAUGAUGGCAUACGAACGGAGAUUUCCUACUUGUCCGAAAAUUCCUGUUUUUGUGGGUUGCGAGAUAGUUUCUGACGAAGAAAGUAAAAACGGCUCAAUUAGAAUAACAGAACGACGGUGUAAAUUAAAUGUAGAAGCACCAUAUAUUUUAAAAAAGAUUAUUGGAGUAGAUUUCGUAUAUUUUAUUCAAAGGAAUGUUUUAGACAGACGAAAUAGUGUUCUAGAGAUAGAAGCCUAUAAUGAAAGCUUUUCAUCCAGGGUAACAGUUAUUGAAAAAUGUAGAUAUUUUGUUCAUCCGGAAAAUCCAGAAUGGACAUGUUUUGAACAAACUGCAAGUUUAGACAUUAAAAACUUUUUUGGUUUUGAAAAUUCAAUGGAAAAAUUAGCAAUGAAACAAUAUGCUCAAAAUAUUGCAAAGGGUAAGGAGAUAAUUGAAUAUUUUAUAAACCAAUUAAAAGAAGAAGGUAUUAUAUAUGUACCUCCGUGGAAAGAUCCAAAUGAAACAACUGAAAAAGGUGAAGAAAAUAUUGCGAAAAGUCAAGAAUCUCUCGGUCCAGAAGAAACUUAUUCUUAUGUGGAUAACAAAUUACAAAAUAGAGAAAUGCAAUUAUCUUCGGAUUACAUAGAAAGAUACUUAGGAAAGCUUGACAUGAUACAAGAAAGUAAGCUUCUUCAAUUACGACAAAGCAUAAAGGAAUUGAGAGGCAGUUCAAUACCUGGAGAUGCGACUCUUUUAAGAUUUUUAAGAGCUACGGAAUUCUCAGUCGAGAAAGCAAAAGAAAUGCUAACACAAACAUUACAUUGGAGAAAGAAGCAUCAAAUUGAUAAAUUACUUGAAGAAUAUGAGAUACCACAAGUAGUGAAAGAUUACUUUCCCGGUGGCUGGCAUCAUUUUGAUAAAGAUGGUCGACCUUUAUAUAUUUUAAGAAUGGGACAAAUGGAUGUAAAAGGAUUAUUAAAAUCUAUUGGGGAAGAUGACUUGCUGUUGCUAGUAUUGCAUAUUUGUGAAGAAGGAUUGGUUUUAAUGGAAGAAGCAACUGCUGUUUCUGGUCAUCCAGUUUCACAAUGGUGUCUAUUAAUAGAUCUUGAAGGUUUAAAUAUGCGUCACUUAUGGAGACCUGGUAUAAAGGCUCUGUUACGUAUCAUCGAAAUCGUUGAAAUAAAUUAUCCAGAAACUAUGGGAAGAGUUUUAAUUAUGCGAGCGCCCAGAUGUUUUCCUAUUUUAUGGACAUUGAUAAGCACGUUUAUAAAUGAAAAUACAAGAAAAAAAUUCAUCUUUUACUGUGGUACCAAUUAUCAAGAACAAGGUCCAGGCAGCCUAAGUGAUUAUAUAGACCCUGAAUUUAUUCCAGAAUUUCUCGGAGGAUCGUCUGAGGCUUACAUCACUGAAGGAGGAAUUGUGCCGAAACAUCUAUAUAAAAUGGAACUGGAACCUACAUCAGCUCAAGAAGAGCAUAAUCUAUAUCAUUCUAUUAGCUUAAGCCGUGGACAAAUUCAUCGUGUAAUAAUUCGUUGUAAUGAUCCAGGAGCAGUUUUAACAUGGGAUUUCGAUGUAAUGCGUCAUAAUAUAAUAUUUACCGUACUUUAUCAAGCUUAUGAUGAUGCCAAAAAUCUUUCUUUGGAGUCUGUUACGGAAGAAGAUGCAGAGUUAUUAGAGAUGAAAGAAAUUAAAGGACAUUUCAUUAAAGUCGAACCAAGCGUUGUUUGUCAUGAUGGUGAAAGUAUUCAAGGUUCUCAUAUAAUGCAAGAUGCGGGUAUAUAUAUAUUGCAAUGGAACAAUCAAGAUGAUCCAGGAGAAUUUCUUCCAUCCAUUAGUGGUCAUAAAGCUCAGCUUAUGUAUUUCUAUGAAACAUUAUCUUCAGUUCAUUACAGGGGAUCUAUGAUGAGCUUGCAAUCUGCUAUAAGUACAAAAUCAGAAGCAACUUCAUUUUUGUCCAGAUGACGUGUAAACCAUCCAUUAUAGAGCAUUUACCAACGUUUGGAAUUACCAAAGCAUUGAAAAAAUGGCUUUGUUUAAAUAAAUUUAUUAAUUUGUUCUAGAAUUUCUUCCA